AUGGCUGGACAGGUUGUAAGCCCAACGAUAGGGAGAAGCGGGGAAGACUUCCCACGCCUCAACGGCUCCAACUUCCCAGUGUGGAACGCUCGCAUCCGCGCAGCUCUCGACGGUCAUGGCCUGCUAGGCUUCAUCGACCAGGAGGACUACGACGGUGACUCGGACUCGUCCAUCGUCGACUCCGACGACGACCAAGACCUCAAGCCUUCCCACCCACCCUCGCCCACCAAGUCGGACGACCUGCUCUCCGACACCGGAACCCUGUCUCCAGACGGCGGUCUGGACGCCGAUGACGCCAAGCGCGACGACAGCACGUCCCAACCAAAGCCUGGCUCCUCGUCCGGCGCGUCGUCGGACUCUUCGUCGGGCAACUCCUCUGAGGCGAUGGCGACUGACCCUCAGUCGUCUCGCUCGGCCAAGCCCACCCCGCCGCCCCCGGUGAUCAAGUCCUUCACCGAGACCAAGCGCGACAAGGAAAGACGCCGAGCACUGCUCCGCGCACAGGCCAAGAAGGCUCGAGCGAAGCUCCGAGCGGCCAAGAAGCUCGCAAGCCGAGCACGCACGAAAGACCGCAAAACGCGAUCGUUCCUGAUCUCAACAAUCGAUGAUGCCCACGUGCUCCUCGUCGAGGGUUGUACUUCUGCCUACUCGAUCUACCAAAAGCUGCGUGACCGCUAUGAGGGCUCGACUGCCCACGGCGACCCGUACUACAUCAACCACUACUUGGUGACCAUCAAGUACGAGGAGGGUACGGAUCUGAUGGCGUUCUUCCUGACCUUCGAGCGCGCACUGAAGGCGGCUGCUGAAGCUACUGGCAUUGUGAUGACUGACGAACAGAAGUCACUCUAUCUCUAUCAUGCGAUGCCUAGUACCUGGAAGCCUGACCUUGCGAUUUGGAAGGGCAGCAAGAAGUUUAUCCCGUACACGGACCUCAAGACCAACAUUGAGCGUAAAGUGCUGGAUGACUACGCCAAGCGCAAGUACGUGAUUGAGAAUGGCAGCCCCGAGACCCCCGCCACGGCCAGCGAGACGGCACUUCAGGUCAUUGCGAACACACCUCAUGGCCGAGACGACCCGCCUCGUCGUUCUCAAGGUUGCACCAACUGCCAACGGCCAAAUCACGCCAUCCGCGACUGCCGUGUGCUGCAGAAGCACCUGCGCACUGGUACUGUCAAGGAGGGCACAGUGCUGUCGGCGAACUUUGGCAUUAUCGAUCGCAAGCCGAGGGAUGACCACAACCCCUUCCCGGCCAAGCAGCAGCGCACCCAACGCUCGGAUGACCGGCAGCGCCCACCCUCUCGCAAUGAGAAUGGGUUCUAG
Molecule: messenger RNA, 1320 nt
Organism: Phytophthora sojae
Lineage: Eukaryota; Oomycota; Peronosporomycetes; Peronosporales; Peronosporaceae
Exons: 2
Coding region: 1-1320 (439 amino acids)
Source: RefSeq, a predicted model, not a curated record